AUUUUGUUUUACCAGAUUUGUGUUUUUGUAACGUUCCAUUUAUCGCAAAAAGAUGUCCGAAGAAAACGGAACUACGGAGGAUAUGUGGACUCCAUAUAAGGAAUUACAAAGUCUUGUGGAACGAUAUAUUACAUCUUCUCCAACAACUCAUGAUCUUCAGUAUCAUGAAUUUACAGAAGCUUUACGUAAUCAUAGGCAAAAUUUUUUGACACUUUUAAAAAAUCCUCCUCCAAAUGUGAAUAGUAGAGAAGAAAUAACAAAGGGAGCUACAGAUGGUAUUACACUUCCUGGUUUAGGAUAUCAGUUGUUAUCGAAAGAAUUGGUUAAUGAAACCCUUAUUAUAUCAGAUAUGUAUGAACUUAACGAAUUCAUGGCAUUGGAUCUUCUAUGCACUGCUCAAUUGCAAAUGCUUCAUCAUCCUGGUUUACCCAGAGGACUAACAGCUAUUUUAUUAUAUUAUGAUGGAAAGAAAGCACUUACAGGAACGUUAAGAAUGCUUAUACAAGCAAGAAUGGGACAUAGUUGGACAAUUGAUGCUCCAAUUGCUCUUCUAAGACAUAUUACAGAAUAUACAAAUAAAUUGCAAGAAGAUGGUUUAUUAGAUAGAAUUUUAUCAUUGUUAGAAAAAAUGGAUCCUGUGAAAGAACAAGAAUUAUUAGAAAAGAAUCGAGCAUUAGGUGGAUCAAAACAUCGAUAUAUGGUUAUGAAACUUUACAAUGAUUCUAGGCAGGAUUUAGCAGAUAUUUUGUAUUUGUGGUCUGCCCAAUCCUCAUUGCCCAAUCCAAUUUUAUUUCGUUUACUCUCUUUAUUACAAACAAAACAAAUGGAACCAGAAGCAUAUGAAAAAGGUUCAGAUAAGGUUACUCUUGCUAUUAUUAUGAGCAUAUUGAAUGCAAUCAAUUUUAGUUCAUUACAUAGCCGUGAAAAUGGUGAAGAAUUGAUCAAUUCUAUGCCAUUGAUUGCGGAAAAAGGAGCACAUGAAGAAUUACAUCAAAAAUUAAUAUCAACUAAUGUGAAUUGGGAAUGUGCUGGAUUACGUGGAAUUAUACAAUUUGCCUUUGCAGUUGCUCUUACAACAAUAAAAACUGCAGCUAACACACAGGUUUUAAAUAUUACCACUGAAGAUGAGAGAUUGUUGGAAGCAGCUUUAAUAAACAAAUGUUUUCAUUUUAUGGCUGAAAUAUUAUUUAAAAACAAAGGCAUAUAUUAUGAAGAAUUUUAUCUCCGUUAUUUUCACUCUCUUAUAUCCGAUUUUAUAUUGUUGAUGCCAUUGAAAGUUAAAGAUUUGCGAAGUCGAGCAGAUGAAUCUAUGCGUUUGAUCCAGGCAUACCAACAAGAGGGUAUUGAACCACCUUUAAAUUUAGAUAAUCAUUUUGAAUAUUUGAUGUUAACAGUGGCAGAAUUAUAUAAAAAGGAUCCUUUAAAACUGGAAUUAGUCAUGGAUUAUUGGUGUCACCACACUGAUUCAACACACGCUUCUGCUCCUGCAUACAUCAAUCGCUUACCAUCUAGGCAAGUUGCCCUUUUUAAAUUUGUCCGUCUCGCUGGUGAAAUAUUACCAGCAGGAUUAUUUGUGCCAUAUCUUAAAAUGAUCGCAUCUCUCGCAUCUUCUCCUCAAGCAGCACGACAAGCAUUCAAUUUUCUUAAGCCAAAUGGAUCUUCUGGAUCAACAACAAUUUCUUGGGAUCACUUUUUUAAAUCUUUAAGCCAAUACUAUGAUAAUCUUAGGAAAGAAUUGCCUCCAAAUCAAGAUACUGUUUACCGCCAAAGAAGCCAUCCCAAAGGCAUUACACCCGAAGAAGUUAAAGGUCUUGAAGCAGUAUUGUUGGUCGUCCAAGUGAUUGCAAAAAAUGAUGAAAUAUCCAGAAUAGCAAUAUGCGAUCAUCCAGGAUGGAAAGUAUUACCAUCUUUAAUUGGUUUAGUUAGUUGUGGAAUAUCGAUUCCAUUGAAAAGCGUUUUGAUACGAACACUUGCUGCGCUAGCAAAAUCACCCGAAAGUUCAUCCACUGUAUGGCAAAGUUUAGAGGCUGCACAAAUACUUUCAACUAUACCAACGAUAAGCAGCUAUCAACCAAGAGGAGUUCAAACUGAAUUGGAAGAAAUUGAGUCAAAAAAAGACGAAUAUCCAUUAACACGAGCAAUGUUAGCACUUUUAGACGUUCUCACCGAUUUUCCUGUAUUACGAUUAUUGGGAAUGGGACAGCGUAAUCCUGGCUUUGAUCCAUAUUUACAUUUUAUUAUUAACACUGUCUUUCUAAAGUUUCAUACGCGAUCGUACAAAAAUCCAGGAGAAAAAUGGAAAGUUGCAGAAGCUUGUUUAAAAAUAUUUUCAAAGCUUAUUAAGCAGUACGAGCCUGCUGUAGAAGAUUUCAUUGGAUGUAGAGUGGAACUUCAAAGUGGAGAAAUUACAAUGGUUAAUUCUGCUCCUGGUUAUCAUAUAAUGACUCAAUUACACUCAAAAUCUGAAUUACUUCAUGUUAUACUAUAUGUUCUUAAUAAAGGUUGCGCUAAUUUUGAUACUUAUGAAACGUUUCCUGGUAAAAAAAAUCUUGAAAAUGGCACUUUGUAUUGUUUAGAAAUAUUAGAAAGAGGAUUAAAAACGCAACAUAAUUACAUGGCCCAAUUAGCUGCUGCGAAAUCAAUACACAAAAUUUUAUCUGGGUUAUCAAGAUUACUUUUAGAGGUAGAUCCACAAUCAAAAAAGCCAGAUUAUAUGAUAAAUGUUGCUAAAUAUGUUUCUUAUAGUUCUUGGCUUCCACAGCAUGCAUUUCAUGCUGUCGGUGUUAUUCAUGAAGUGGCCAAUGAACCAGGAGCAGACUCUGAAUUACUUUCUACAUUUACAGCUACUCCAACUUUAGCCACGAAUAUCAGACACGGUUUUGUGGAAUGUUUAGAUGCGGAUAUAACUUUUGAUGAGGAUACUGAAAACGACAAGCAGUAUAUUGGUAGAUGUAAAGAACGAAUUUUACUUCUAAUGAUGCAAAGUAUUACACGACCUACGCCAAAUCUUUCUCACUAUCUAUUAAGAUUUGAGAUUACCAAAGAUAUCAGAAAAACUGUUCUGUUACAACCUGGUAUUCUAGGCAUUCCUCGAACAUGUAUGCAUUCAAUAUUAGGGAUUUUAGAACAGUCUCUUGAACGUGGUCGGGAUAAAAUAACAGAGGCCUGUUAUUGUUUCCUUCAUACAUUAGCUGCAAACAACAAAACAUCUGUUUCAGUAUUGAGAUUCUUACGAGCUAGUGUGAAUCAAGACUUUGUACAAAGACAUCUUUCAAAGUUACCAUUUGAGGGACAAAACAGAGCAACCGAACUUGGUUGUAUGUCGUGGUUAUUAAAGAUAGCUGCAAUUGAAUUACGAGUUGCUGGUGGAAGCUUGCAAAAUUCUUUGGUUCAGCGACUCGUUGGGAACUUCGGCCAAGAGAAAGGGCAAAUCGUACCGUCACAGAAACUUCUAAUGGAUCUUUUGCAUUAUAUCGAAUUUCAGCUUCAACUGGAAUCACCAUUAUCUCUAGAUUUCUUCGAUCCGUCACAAAUCGAAAUGGUUUUAGGACGAUGUAGUGUUCCAGUUGCAUUGAUAGGAGGUCCUCGACUUAUAGACAUCAGAAAAUUACAUUCUCUUAUCACAGAAGAAUUGACUGUUACGCAAAGUAGUGCAACCGCAACUCAACGUAAUCUUAUGCAACAGGAAGUCCAAAAAAUUCUAACAUAUGCUUUAAAAAGAAAUCAAACGAAGUUAUUGUCCUAUGCUACGGUGAAAUUCGUGGAAGGCUGGUGCCAAACGACAGAAAUAUUGUUUUGUGUUGCAACAAAUCAACAACUUCCUACACCACAGAAACAGAAUCUACUGUUAAAUCUGUCACAUGAUUUGUUACAAAAAAUGACGUCCUGCGAAGCCUUAAAUGAGAUUAAAACCUUAGUAUCUGGAACAAUUUUGAUGUUAUUGGUACAUUUACGAAAUAGUUUUAUUACGCAAAUGAACGGCGAGUCAUUUCCUUCGUCGCCCUCAAAUACAACGAUGAUGAAAAUCAUUCUGAGCCAUAUUUUGCAAUGGAUCUUGAAUGCAGGAGCUUCUUCACAAAAAGUAAUAACUCAUUUAUAUGCGGCGUUGUUAAACUUUCUCUGCGUUGUUGGUUUAGAGAAAUCAGAAAGUACUAAUAUCGUUGAUUUAAUGUAUAUAAGUCAAUUAGAUAGUUCAGUGAACAGAGUAAUGCCUGUACAGGAACGUUCCCAUCGAUACGCAACGAUACAAGUGAUAAAUAGUUUUGGAAAUAAAUUAAUGGAUAUUUUAUGCCACAGUUGCUCAGGCGGUCAUGAUGUUUGUAAAAUGUUAGCAUUAUCCUGCUUGGAUAAGAUCUUGGAAUUGGAUUAUGAUAAUGCAUGGAUCAUUUAUUUAACUAGUAGAGGAUAUUUGAAGCACAUGAUCGACAGUCUUUUAGAAUCUGAUAAUAUGUUGCGAUGUAUGUUACAACCAGAGCCUCAAACAUUAAGGCCACUUUAUUUAUAUGAAGCAAAAAUGGCAACAUUUUGCAGGAUGGCUUCUACAAGAUUAGGUGCCGAAAGUCUUUUAGAAAAUAAAGUUCUAUCAUGUAUGUCAAGUAUGAUUGUUUUUGAUCAUCAUCCCGACGUUCACGUAGAAUUUGAAGGUGGAGACUAUUCUUUCAUACCCUCCAUUGGUCAGCGCUACCAGCAAAUAUUUUUACCAGUUUUAUAUCUUUGCGAUGCAGUGCUUACUACCCUCGGAACAGAAAAUCAAUCGUGUGCCAUACAAGUUUGUGGCUUUCUACAAAGCCAUCGAGAUACUGUCGAGAUGAUAUUACGAAACGCCUUUCCGAAAGCAAAUACACUUUUUUUGAAAGAAAUAGCUUGUCUUACAGGUGUGAUAUCUCGAUCCGCAAACAUCGAUAUGUAUAAAUUGGUAGACGAAGAAUUGGCUAAACUUGAUUUCGAUGACUAUAAAUUAGAAGAUGUUAGUGGCAUAAGAGAACUUCGUGCACAUCUUUAUCGAUUACAAAGAUUAAUGUUGUCAUUAUUGUAUAAAUUCCAAUUACAGCCAGCCCCUGUUCGUUUAAGCCAUGAGCAAACAGUAGCAAAUCAGCAACAUAUUUCUUGCGUACAAAUAGUUGCAAAUAUUAUGCUGUAUACUCGAAAUCAAAUGCAACAUAGUAGAAUGGAUCAAAAAAUAAGGAAUAUACUGUUCGAGCCUCAUUUGACACCAAGACCAGGAGGAAGAGAAGAUAAAAUGAAAGACACAUCGGGUGGAGUACAUUUAGGAGUAAUUGUUGAUCAACUUGUGUCUGUUACGAGUUUAUUGCACACUGAAUUACCUCACAUUGAUACUCUCAUUAAAAAAUCAGCGAUAGUAGGGGAAAUGAGUACAGCCGAAUUAAAAGAAUAUAUGUCCGAAGAGGAAGCGGAACUUGACGUGCAAAAGCAACGAGUAAUAGUAGAACAGCGAUUAAAUCGCUGGAUUAAAGAAAAACGUCAAACUAUAAAAUAUUGUUCUUUAAUAAUAGAACACGCUUUGUAUAUUCUUUGGAGUCAUUUGGAUUUUUAUAUGAUACAAGUGAUAUCAAGACAUAGUCGAAUGCAAGUUUCUUCAGGAGGUAUAGAUGAAGAUAUGGUGGCAUGGAAAAUAUCAUCAGAGACAUUAAUGGAGUUAAAACAAGGUUUUGUUUCUACAUUUACAGAUAGCUUUAUUACACAAUUGUUAGAUACACAUAAUGAAUAUGCAACGGUGGAUCUUAGUUUCAUCGAAGCUCUUGUCCGAAGAAUUAAAAGGCUAUUACAGUUUAUCAUUGUACAGUAAU
Messenger RNA from Eufriesea mexicana, 5807 nucleotides. It is a transcript of the gene Nup205, whose product is annotated as nuclear pore complex protein Nup205. Gene Ontology annotation, biological process: nuclear pore organization. The coding region runs from base 53 to 5806 and encodes 1917 amino acids. Gene Ontology annotation, cellular component: nuclear pore; nuclear pore inner ring. Gene Ontology annotation, molecular function: structural constituent of nuclear pore. Lineage: Eukaryota; Metazoa; Arthropoda; Insecta; Hymenoptera; Apidae. The record is from RefSeq and is a predicted model, not a curated record. The transcript is spliced from 6 exons.